Messenger RNA from Aspergillus fumigatus Af293, 1254 nucleotides. RefSeq lists its product as uncharacterized. Bases 1 to 1254 code for a protein of 417 amino acids. The record is from RefSeq and is a predicted model, not a curated record. NCBI's taxonomy places the organism in Eukaryota, Fungi, Ascomycota, Eurotiomycetes, Eurotiales, Aspergillaceae. The transcript has 2 exons.
AUGGCUUCAAGACGUUUUCUCUUCGAGGGCGAUGAUGCUCAAUAUAUCAGAUUUCUCGAGGAUAUCGUUCAACGAUCGGGCCUGGUUCCACCCUUAGCGCCAUCUACUCAAAAAGACGGAAAUGACCCACAGCCUUGCGAACAUUUGCGGGGGAUAGACACCCACACCCCACCUGCUUCCGAAGAUGAAAGAACAGCAUCCCAGGAGCUCCAAAUUAUACAAAUCGAUCCAUCCAAGAAUCGUUCGGGGAGCCGGACCCGGCCAAAUACUGAGAGAUGGAAGAAAGAGCUCGAUGAAUUUAUUGGACGGGUGUGCGAUAUCAACAACUUGGAAUUGAGGAGGAAAGAGCUGGGACUCGGGGAUAACCAAGCUGUCAUAACUAGUCUAAUAAAAGGGUUUGCGUUCGCUGAUGAUCGCCUUAACACAAGCGAUUUUUCGCUUUCAGAUUCCAGCCUUCUCCGCACUCUUUCUAACUAUGCUCAAUUCACGAAGAAGUCCACGGACGUGCUCUCAUGCCUGGCACAUUUCCGAGAUCUUGUUUUUGUGUCAUUUUGCGACGUUGUUCUUGGGUGUGGCGAAGGAAAGGACAAAGUCCACGACGCGAUGCGACUCUUGGCGGUCAUAUCUGAUAUUCUCGGGUACGACCGCAAUUGUACGCUAGAAUGGUUGCGACAGUAUUACGCGGGCAGGUUCUCAAAUCACCAUAUCACCUCCUUUAGCUUUCCUUCCUUGAACGAGCGUAAUCCCAAAAGAAAGAGGGAUCAUAUGUCCAAAUCGCAAGCAAACAAACGGAACGGCACACAGCGCUCGCCAAGGCAAGAGGAGCCGGACGGCGGCAGCAAUAGGGUUCCAGACAAUCUAGUUAUCAGUUAUACUAGACCUUCCAACCACGACGCUAGGCCAGCAGAUGGAACUGCACUGGUCGAGCUGACUGGAGGUCAGCAAGGAGAGUCAAACUCGCCUGAUGCACUCUUCACUACUUACAGCCAAGACGGAGACACUCAGAGGACUGGCGUUGAUCCAGUCCAUGACGCAUUACCCAGCGCACCAUGUCCAGGAGCAGAGCAGUUUGUGGAUCUAGCGCAGCAUCAGACGACUGAACCCCAUUACCCCAGCGUUUUUCUCGGCGAUGGUAAUCUACCCCAGGUUGCCCACCCACUCCAGACAGCUUACACGUACGAUUUCUACAAUUUCCUUUCAACGAGCCCUGACUGGAACUCAGUGGGCUAUGAUUUUAGCAGUAACUUCAGAUGA